Molecule: messenger RNA, 1747 nt
Organism: Chelmon rostratus (copperband butterflyfish)
Lineage: Eukaryota; Metazoa; Chordata; Actinopteri; Chaetodontiformes; Chaetodontidae
Gene: rpp40
Product: ribonuclease P/MRP 40 subunit
Exons: 8
Coding region: 79-1149 (356 amino acids)
Biological process (GO): tRNA 5'-leader removal; endonucleolytic cleavage in ITS1 to separate SSU-rRNA from 5.8S rRNA and LSU-rRNA from tricistronic rRNA transcript (SSU-rRNA, 5.8S rRNA, LSU-rRNA); tRNA 3'-end processing
Cellular component (GO): ribonuclease MRP complex; multimeric ribonuclease P complex
Molecular function (GO): ribonuclease P activity; ribonuclease MRP activity
Source: RefSeq, a predicted model, not a curated record
GGAAGUAUGUCGUAGCGGGUUAGCUAGUUGCUCAGACAACUGUGUUUAAAAAAGUCAUAAAGUUAUGAUACAGUUUUCAUGAAGAUGUCUGGGGACCUAGCUCAGACUCCUCGGUCUCUGCUGGUCUGUGAUCAGUCCAAUUUUUUGGAUGAGAAGAAUCGACUGAGUUCACAGGUGGAGCAGCUGCACUUCAACUACAAGGUGUCUGUGCUGCUGCCUGAAUGUGACUCCACCCCCUCUCACCUGGACGCUGUAUUAAACAGUUUCAGCAGUUUCUACCUGAUCAGAGAGCUGCCGAUAUACGAACUGCUGAACAAACACUUCCUGGAAACGGCCGUGUACCAGGGUAGUGUGUAUGGUGUGUCCUACAGGACCAGGAUAGAUGAAGAUAACUGCGUUGCUCUGAUGCCAAAUGGACACCUGUGUCUCUCUCUGGAUAAAGACUCCUUUGAGUUGUUAGGAGUUGAAGGGAAACCAUCCAGAUUCAACCACAGAACAAACUGCAGAUUUGUAGUAUCUGUAGAUUUGACUGACAGCAGCAUGGCUCCUGGUGGGCGGGGCCACCAGAGACUCCUGACAGGUCUGAGGUCACGACUACAGAUGAAGUGCGACUUCCUGCUAUCACAUCAUCCAGGGGGCGGAGCCUCUCUGCAGGCCCUGCUGUCCCGUUACGAUUGGUCGGAGCACAGGCCUGAGAUCAGCAGUCACACCUUGACAGACCUGUCCUGCCCCGCCCUGCUGACCUCUGGCCUGCAGUCGUGCGACCCUCACAGCUUCCUGGAGUGGAUUGGAGCCGUGGACGCCCGUGUCAGCUGUGACAACUCAUCCAGCAGCUUCCUGUCCUCACUGGUCUGUCCCGAGCCGAAGACGACAGUGAGCCGAGCGCUGAGCGUCUCUGUCCGCGGACUGUUGCUUCCUCAGGACGUCCACAGACUCAUCCAGCAGCUCAGGUGUUACCUGGAGCAACCUCGGUUGGAGUCCUGGGUCUCACUGACGGUUCAUGGUUUUGUCGACAGUCCAGUAUCAUGGGGAGGCAACGAACACGGAGUCCUGAGAGGAGGAGAGAACUUCUAUAGUCUGCUGAUGUUCCAUGACAACACCUACCGCCUCCACCUGGCUACAGGAGCUCACGACACCUGUCCACCAUGAUGAUGUCAGCAGCAGGUGGUUUCAGUGGUCAAGGCUCGGGAUCAGGUUUUGUUGAAGAAACCUGCUUCAUGUGUGUUUGGAUGAAGGCAUCUCAAACUAAAUUAUUGAGAGAAGAAGAAAUGAAUUUGAGUUGGAAACAGAUGUUGACAACCUUUAAAGCAGAAGGUGACCUGCUGCCUGGAGGUCCUGUGACCUCGGAUGGUCCCUGACCCACAGGUUGAGGACCACCGACAUACAUUAAACUACAGUUAAAGUAUCACAUCAUCUCAGGGUGAGACAACAAAUCUUUUUGUAGAGACAAUAUUGUUUCAUUUGUUGGUAGAAAAGUUCCACUUUCACUUUUUGUUGUUUUUCUCAUGUUACAUCAUGUUAUUAUUCAUCAGCUGAUACAUAAAGUACUUUGUAGCUAUAUAAUAAAUGAUGUUACAGAUUAUUAUUAUUACAAAUUAUUCUCAUGUCAUAAUUAUUUUGUCAUAAUUAUGAAGAAGUUAGAGGUGGAAAUGACUCUGAAUAUUUGUUGACACAGGUGAGUUUGUGUAAUGACAUUUUUACUUGUGAAAAAGUUCAUUCUAAUACAUAAAAAGUUUCCCGUACGUUC